Soboliphyme baturini is the source of this 1803-nucleotide messenger RNA. The record is from the annotation of a GenBank genome assembly. NCBI's taxonomy places the organism in Eukaryota, Metazoa, Nematoda, Enoplea, Dioctophymatida, Soboliphymatidae.
AUGGUGAUCAACGGCCUCGUUCCGGCAAGCAUAACGACGCUAGAGAAAAAGUUUGGAAUCAGAGGAGGCGAAAGCGGCCUAUACUCCAGCAUGUACGACAUAUCCGUGGUUCUGGCGCUGUUUCCCGUGUGCUACUUCGGAGGGGGUAGAGGCAGUAAAAGCCGAUGGCUCGGAACCGGGGUGUUUGUCAUGGGCCUGGGGUCAUUCGUCAGUACGCUUCCGCAGUUCUUCUCGCCAGCCUACGACCUGAACGGAAUCGGCAAUGACAGAGGCGACGUUUGCGAGAUCAACUCGACCAGAAAUUAUGAAGUCACCGGACCGGUGGCUGUUGGCAACGGGUGGUACUUCUACUUCGUCCUGUUACUCGGACAACUGCUGCAUGGCAUUGGUGCUUCGCCACUGUAUACGUUGGGCAUCAGUUACCUCGACGAAAAUGCGCCUCCUCGUUACUCAGCCCUCUACAUUGGCAUUUACUACGCCUGCAGCACGGUCGGAGCAGCAAUUGGUUUCGUUUUAGGAGGGUUCUUUCUGAACAUCUACGGCGACGUUGACAAAGUCCAAAUGGAAAAGUAUGACCCUUGGCGGCUGACCGCCAAUUUUGAAGCCUUUCAGCAUUUUAGUAUUACCAUUCAAUCGUCUCAUUCAAAAUGGUAUGGAGCUUGGUGGAUUGGAUACUUGAUCACCGGGUUUAUAGCCAUGUUGAUCAGCGUGCCGUUGGCAUCCUUUGGCAAGGAAUUGCCGGAGGCAAAAGAAAACAAUAACCACAGAAUCGAUCAAGCAAAUUUGGCUAGCAAAUUAAAGAUUGAUGUGAAACUUCAUGAGGAUCCGAAAGCUCUUCCAAAACUUUGCUUGGGUCUUCUUUCCAACUUCACCUUCACAUGUUUGAUGAUCAGAGAAUGCGUUGAAGCGCUGUUGCUGAAUGGCUUCACGACCUUCAUUCCAAAGAUCAUUCAGAACUCGUUUUCCAUGUCUGCUAGCUCUUCGUCGAUGAUUACAGGUCUUAUUAUUGUACCAUUUGCGGUGGUGGGAAGCGUACUAGGCGGAUACUUGGUUUCGCGUUUGAACCUGAAAUGUCGUGGAAUCAUAUUAGUGGCUGCCGCAUGCCAUUUUGUAUCGACGGUAUUCAUCGCAGCGUUGCUGGUCAGCUGCCCAGAGCAGCGGUUAGUCGGGGUCGACAUUCCUUAUGAAAAUAACUUUACGGUAGCUGACGGCUUAUUGAGUAGCUGCAAUCGUGAUUGCCACUGCGACUCGGUGUUCAAUCCAGUGUGUGACAAGAAUUCCGGAAACAUUUACUUUUCGCCCUGCUAUGCCGGGUGUCUGUCAGGCGUUGACGAGCAAAUCUCCAUGAAGAAUGCUUCAGCUGCAACGGUAAUGGUUCAAAUGAUGUUUUUGUAUCUACCGUAUUAUAAAAUUCGGCUGUGGAACCAAUGCCAGUGCGUGCCGCCUGCCACUUCAGAGACAUACAUGAAUCAGACCGUCGUUGAAGGUCUUUGCUCAAAACCUUGCUCUGCUACUUAUCUCUUUUUUGCGUUGAUCGCUCUUCAUACCAUUGCAGUAUUCAUGACCGGAGUUGCAUCGCAACAGGCCAUACUCAGAUGCGUGCCGUUCGACCAAAGAACUGUUGCCUUAAGCCUGAACUGGCUUUUCGUAAGACUUUUGGGCUGCAUUCCCGGUCCAGUAAUCAUUGGGCUGUUUAUCGAUUCAACGUGUCUUUUGUGGGAAACAACGAACUCUAGUCGUUCUUGCUUGCAAUUCGACGACAGCAAGAUGCGAGGCAGUCUAUUCAUAUUUGGUAAAAUUUGA